This is a messenger RNA of Metopolophium dirhodum (rose-grain aphid), 2148 nucleotides long. RefSeq names its product AP-3 complex subunit mu-1 (gene carmine). Gene Ontology annotation, biological process: intracellular protein transport; endocytosis. Lineage: Eukaryota; Metazoa; Arthropoda; Insecta; Hemiptera; Aphididae. Gene Ontology annotation, cellular component: clathrin adaptor complex; cytoplasmic vesicle. The transcript has 10 exons. The record is from RefSeq and is a predicted model, not a curated record. The coding region runs from base 239 to 1498 and encodes 419 amino acids.
GUGCACAUUGCACAGUUCCUGAUGAUAACGUUCAUAAUUUAUAUUUCAUUUUUUAAUGUCUUAUCAGAUAACACAAAAUAAUAACAGGUUCUCCAAAAAAAAGUACUAACUCUAUAGACAUUAGACAUAGGGUGAUACACAUAUUGAAUCAAACUCUGGAUGUCAUAAUUUUUUUUUUUAACCCUGAAUAUAAAAUUGUUAUAACUUGUGAUAAUUUUAUUGUAUAUUCUUUUCAAUCAUGAUUCAUAGUUUAUUUAUUAUUAAUUCUGCUUGUGAUGUUUUUAUAGAAAAACACUGGAAAAGUAUUAUUUCCCGAUCAGUUUGUGACUACUUUUUUGAUCAACACCGAAAAGCUAUCAAUCCAGAGGACAUUCCCCCAGUUAUAGCAACACCACAUCAUUAUUUGAUUAGUAUCUAUCGAUGCGGUCUUUAUUUUGUAGCUGUUUGUAUGACGGAAGUUCCACCAUUAUUUGUCAUAGAAUUCUUACACAGAGUAGUUGAUACGUUUGAGGAUUACUUUUCAGAAUGCUCUGAAAAUGUUGUUAAAGAUAAUUAUGUUGUUGUUUAUGAACUUUUGGAUGAAAUGUUAGACAAUGGCUUUCCAUUAGCUACUGAAUCGAAUAUUCUAAAAGAGCUUAUUAAACCUCCAAACAUUCUUCGAACAAUCGCCAAUUCUGUUACAGGGAAAUCCAAUGUAAGUGCAACAUUACCCAGUGGUCAAUUAUCCAAUGUUCCAUGGAGGAGAUCAGGUGUAAAAUAUACCAAUAAUGAAGCUUACUUUGAUGUAAUAGAAGAAGUAGAUGCUAUUAUUGAUAAAGGUGGUUCUACCGUAUUUGCUGAAAUUCAAGGAUAUAUUGAUUGCAGCAUAAAACUUACUGGGAUGCCUGAUCUUUCUUUAUCAUUCAUGAACCCCCGACUUUUUGAUGAUGUGAGCUUCCACCCUUGUGUUCGAUUUAAAAGAUGGGAGUCUGAAAGAAUUUUAUCAUUUAUACCUCCGGAUGGUAAUUUCCGGUUAAUGUCAUAUCACAUUGGGUCACAAGGAAUAGUUGCUAUUCCAAUUUAUAUACGACACAUGCUUGCAUUAAAAGAAACGACAACUGGUAGUGGUCGCCUUGAUAUUACUGUAGGACCAAAACAGACACUAGGAAGAACAAUCGAAAAUGUUGUCAUAGAGGUACCUAUGCCUAAAAGUGUGUUAAACUGUACUCUUAUUCCUAACCAAGGUAAACAUUCAUUUGAUCCCGUUUCUAAAGUUUUGACUUGGGAAGUUGGGCGAAUAGAAACUACUAAACUUCCAAAUAUAAAAGGAACUAUUAGUCUGCCAGUAAGCACAGUUGUCACAGAUUCAAAUCCUGUUAUUAAUGUGAAAUUUACCAUCAAUCAAUUAGCAUUAUCUGGACUAAAGGUAAAUCGUCUUGAUAUGUACGGUGAAAAAUAUAAACCUUUUAAAGGUGUUAAAUACAUUACAAAAGCGGGAAAAUUUCAAGUGAGGAUGUAAUAUAAACAUUAAUUAAACAUAUAAUUUAUAUAUAUAAAUAUAAAAUAUUUGUUUAUUUAUAUUUUAAAAUUAAAUUUAUAAAUAAUAUUGUUUUGUCAUUCAUAAUCUGUAUAUUAAAGCUAUAAAAUAUAUAUAAUUAAAUAUUAUUAAAUAUUAGUUAUAUCGAUGUUUAAACAUUUUUUUUUUACUUUAAACUGUUAAAUAUUUUAAAUAUUGAUUUUUAUUUUUUAUUUAUUAGCUAAUAGUAACACUAUAUCAAAAAUCCAUAAUAAUAUGAAUAAUGAAAAUUGUAAUUUGUGAUCUUUAAUUUAUUUUCUUUAAUAAAUUAUUUAUAAAAAAUAUAUAAUGAUUUUUUGUUCAACCAUAAUUUAGAUUCAAAUUAAACAAUUUUAUUAAAAUAGAUCAUAUAGUGAUUAUGUUAUAUAACAAUUUUAUUAAAUUAGUUCAUAGUGAUUAUGAUGAUAUUUUAGUAAGGAUAUUGGUUCUGGAGGGAUCGCUAAAAUUGGGGUCUUUAUGCAAUAGUGUUAAAGUAAAUUGUACUCCAAGAAAUAAUAAAAAAUAAUUUAGAAUUAUCUUUUUUCAAAUUAAAUUUGUUUUCAUCAAUGUCUAUAAUAAUAUUAUAAUUUGUACGACACAUGCCUAAUAAAUAU